CGUCGUGCGCUGCGAUCGCGCGCGAGGUGCUCCCGUCGCCGCCCGGCCAUGUGUCAUGUUUUCAUCACAGAGGGAACUGUCAACUUCCGUGCUCUACUCCGCUGGAGAUGAAUGACUAGCUGGCUCUCGUACCACGAUUAGUGCGGGGUAGUUUCGCCGACCCUGCGGAAGGACAGCUUUCGCCGAGUGACUAGUUUUUCUCGUAAGCUCGUGGCCGUUGACACUGCAGCGUGCGGAUCCCGCAGUGCGCGAGUGUGUGGUUAAUUGGCGACCAUAAGGACGACGUCAGCUGAGACGCGUAAACAUUGGCAUUGGUAGUUUAACUGACGGCCGGCGUUGGCCGCUGAGGAUGAUGGCUACUUCGGCUGUAUCUUGAGCCUAGAACUUUGUAACCCACCGGUUCUAAGAAGGAUUCCAUCAUGAGACGCUUAAUCUUAUUACUGCUAACAGGAACGGUGCUCGCUGUGGAAGUUCACUUCGAGAACAAAGACAGCGGCUUCUUCCUGAAGCACACGGCGCGGUGGAGCGGCGCGGGCCCACCGCCCGAGCCCAUGGGCACGGCGCUGCCUGGCGCACUGCUCUCGCUCGACCGCUUCACCGUGCUGCAGGGCUCCGCGCCCGCCUCCGUGCGAGCCACCUACGGCCCUUUCUCCACAAAACAAACGGUGCCGGCCAGAUAUGCGGUUCCAGAUCCCUUGGAGCCACCUCGCAGGAAUGCCACUCUCCUGGAACUACAGGACGCGACAGCGCACAGGCUGGACGUGUCGGCACAUCUCGUGUUCCGUGAGCUGCCCCGCGAUGCGCCCGUGCUGCGCGUGUUGUUCCACACGGGCGGGGAAGGCGGUGCACGGCGGGCGGCCGCCCGGCCCCGGCGUGUGUGCAUCACGCUUCACGCCACGUUCGGCACGAAAACUUUGACCGCGACAUGCGGGCCUGAAGGCGAGGAGGGCGCAUGCCUGGCGGAGCUGACAGUGCCGGCGGCGUGGUGGCCCGCCGACGGGAAGGGCAAACGCCCGCCGCGGACCGUGCGGCUGGCAUACAGUGCGGCGGAGGCCAGCGGCGGGGAGGGCGGGGAGAGCGCGUGCGGCCGCGUGUCGGUGCAGCCAGCGUGGCCGCUGGGCACGGUGACGCUGGCGGGCGCGCGCGCCGGGUACCGCGAAGCGCGCGCCGGUGACGCCGCGCUGCUGCUACCCCGCGCUCCGCUCUACCCACACUCCCGGCUACAUCUGCCCUUUGUCGUCCGUCGAGAUGCUAGUCAUACUAUCGGACACGUUGUUAUCAGGAUGAAGGUGAAGUCUGGGCUACGGCUGGUGAGCGUGACGGCUGCGAACUCGCGCUGGGCAGUCACUGCGGAGGUGAAGGCCCGUGCCGCUACCGUCACUGCCACCAGGCUGGAGCAGCCGCUGCGAGAUGACGACGGACUCGAUACGCAAGAAGAAGAAGGCAGUGGCGCUGGUGGUCCAGGAUGGGAAGAAGUGCUUACCUGGCUGGUGGAAGUAGGUGCAGAGGGCGAGGGAGAAGCGGAAGCCUCUGAGGGGGAAUCCGGUCGCGGGACGGCGCGCCUCAGCUGGUCAGCCAGAGUGUCUGCAGCCCCGACAACUACGGUCACCACGGAGGAACCACCUCACGAACACAGAGUCAAUACUAGGCUGGACAUUGAGAAGGAUGACAUACAAGCCGUGCUGCCUAUAUCUAAGAACUGGGAGGUGCUGAACACGGCGGUGCUGACGGGGCGACAGGUGUCGCAGGCGAUGAAGGUGCUGAUCGUGUCGCAGGCGGGCCAGGUGGCCGAUGUCACGCUGCAGAGCUCCUGCCACUCCGAGGACGAGAGCGUGCUCAAGGUGUCAUCAUCGUGCAGUUCAGUGUACGUGGACGGGUCCGAGAUCCGCGGCUCGUCUAACGCGUCGGUGAUCGUCAAGUAUGGCACGUACACGGGUCUAGCUCGCUUCACCGUCUGGAUGCCCGAGUACCCGCUCGAAGUUGACGUCGACGACAGUCGCCUUUCGCAAAUCAAAGGUUGGAGGGUAUCUGACGAUGCAAGUUCCAAGGACCGGAUGAAGCGGUCGCUGUCUGCGCGAGGUUGGGGCGGAGCGCGGCCUGACAACACCAACUCAUUGACGGACCAGCGCUCCUGUAGGAUGCGGUACCAGCAGAGCAAUGUUGAGGUAUUCGCCCGUUUCUUGGCGAAGGACCACGACUCAGGGCGCGUGUCGUAUUUCGUGUCGCGUCGCACGUGGCUCAAGGUGACAGAACUAGUGUUGUCCCUGAUGCGCGUGGCAGACCCCCGCAUAGCCUCGCUGCGAGGCAAAGUGCUGCAAGGACGCACGCCGGGUCGAACCGAGGUGCAAGUUCUUUCGCCUAUUACCGGUGCGCGUUUGACGACAUACUUUGGCACAGGUCGGGUGAUCGGACUACGGGAAGUGCGGGUGAUGAACGACAAAGUGUCCAUAUCCCGUCUGUUGGUGAGAGUCAUCUCUGGAUUGCAACUGAACAUCUCACCGGACACUGCCAUUGAGAAUGGAUACGUGUCUGAAACUACCGUCACUAGAAGAUUGACUGCACAAUAUCAGGAGGGUCUCCUGGACAUCGACAUAGAGUUCUCGGACAAGAGCCGCACGGCGCUGCGCGACGUGGCCGUGUCGGACUACUACCUGGUGGUGGAGAGCCUCGACCCCGAGGUGGUCGCCUUUGCGCCCAUGCUGGCGUCCAAGCACCCGCGCGUCAUCGCCGUCGGAGAAGGCAGCGGCGAACUGCUCCGCGUGACGCUUCUAACCCCAGAACAAUGUCGCUCCGGGCCUAUCCGCCGAGUAGCAUUACCUGGUAAAGGCGACACAAAAACCCCGGCGAAUAUAAAGAAUAUCCCUGGCGCACUGGCCACGGCCGCUGCUAGUGUGGAUGUAGACUUCAGUGGGGGAGACGCCCCGCAGAGGCCGGACACGCCGCAGAAUGACGAUAUAAUGGCGCGUGGGGGGAUCAGGAACGGAAUGAACGAUCUUAGCGAUGUUUUGAAAGCAUUCUCGCCGUUCAAGGACGAGAACAACCACGAGCCAACAGUGCAAGCGCAGCAAUACGGUUCAAUAUUCCGCAACUCCCCGGCGCACACCCGACACCAACAGCCGCAUAGCAACUCUAUCUCUCCGGUUGAAAUAGGAAUGUACGUUUUACUUGGAGCAUUCUGCUUUGCAAUAGUGGUAUUCGUAGUAUCAUGCGUGGUGUAUGCAUCUCGCCUGAAGCCAACGGGCGAAGUAGGCGCGGUGACUGGCGCACGCGCCAUACCAGGCGUAGCUGAAGGAGGCAGGUUGCAAGUGGCUGGCCUGGUCGGAACCACUCUGGGUCUCGCUAGGGAGAAACCCAACCGGGAGUCUACCACCAACGCCCAUGAUUGGGUCUGGCUGGGCCGAGCAACAAUCGAGCGCAACGGCAACCGUCACCCAGCCAACCGCAACUCGACGCAACCAGACAACGGCAACGAGAUGCGUAUAACCGCCAACCCGCUCAACUACAACUAUGUCGACCCCGACGACGCGAUCCGAGAAAACGGCAACGUAAUGGUCACCAGCUUCGACAACCCUAACUCCAUCGAGCUUCCAUCGCAGAACGACCGUCGCAUCGACUCCACCACCUACUGUAAAAAGCCCUCGAGGCAUGCUCGGCAACAAUCGGGCGAUGGACAUUGGCAACCCGAGCCCGGCGACGAGUACCGCCCCCCCGUGCCGCCGCACCGCGCCCCCGCCUCCGCCCCCGCGCCCGCCGCGCACCCACACGUGCCCGUGCCGCCACGGAACCCCAAAAUUUUGCCCGAGGUGGUCAUGCCCCCUACGCGCCGCAGCCACUCUCGCAGCCACCACAAGAAGUAUGACCGCGACCAUGACCGACGAUCCCCGGACAACGCCCGCCGCCCAGACCGAAUUAUUGAUCUAAACAAAAUCGACGCCCCUUACGUAUCGAGCCGAGACAUGAAGGAAUACAAACGCGAUUCAAACCCGCCGCUAGAGAACCCGGUAGAACAACUGACGAACAAGGAGGACUGCGCACGCCUGUUCGAGUUCGAUAACGAUGCCCCGUUGAUUAUGGAAAAUAAGGACUAUCGCGAGAUUGUGGCGCUCAACAGAGGUACCGAUGACUCCCGACGCACCUUCGCCAAGCCCCAAAGCCCGGACUACAUGCAUGAUUCUGGAAUAGGCCUUCCCGAAGUACAGAUGAGGCAUAAGAAUAGAUCCAAAGAAUCCAAUCACAAAGGAGAUUUCGUCGAGACUUCCAACCAGAACAAAGGUGAGAGCAGUUCGCCAGAGGUAAAGCGCGCCACAAUAGUAGGCAACCCGAUGUACUCGCGCGCGGGCGCGGGGGCGGGCGCGGGCGCGGAGGCGGCAGCGGGCGCGGAGCUGGACAUGGACGAGUUGCAGAUGGACUACGAGCAGAUCAUGCACUAUUUCCACAACCUCAAGGUAUAAUCGCCACUCCCGUCCCACCACGCUUCUAGUGUAGAUGUUGCUGUCGCUUGCAUCGUACCGCGGCGGUCCUAUCCUACUUACACUAUCUCGAUGUUCGAUGUACUCUCUUAUGAAUGAUAGAGCCUAAAUUUUGAUGCAUUUAAAAUGAUUAUAGUAUAGAUUUUAUAUGGGUACCUACGUUUUAUAUGAAUAUACAAAUUAUGCCGUGCAGUAUUAAAGACGCUAUUGAUAUGUAUUAAGAUUCACUCGAUAUAAGUAUCCAUUGGUCACAGCUGUGCAGCAAAUCGAUUUCUAAACUUCUGCCUGUACACUUUACUACACUUUCACUUCGACUAAACUCUCAUUCAUUUCAUGUACCAAAGCUAGAUAUCUCACUAUCCUAGAACGUAGCGUGAAAUUCACUAUCUAGCAAAUCUUAGAGUUGAAAUUUUGCUUCAAAAUCUGACUGACGUCUAUUUUCAAAUUUUUCGCAGGAAUCAAACGCCUGAGUAGAGCAGAUCAUUGCAAAGAUCCGGCAGAUAUUGUCAACGUUUAAAUAUCAGCAUAUCAUCAAAGCUCCGCCAAUCGACGUAUACAAUGUCCCCGCUGAUACGUCCGGGGCGGCCGCGCCCGAGGAUAGUACUAUUGACACACACAACAAUAACUCUUAUUCGAACACCACCGACGCGCACAUUUACGAAAAUAUUAGCAACGGUAACAUCGUAGCGCCGACCAAAAUGCUCUGCGAAUCCAUCGCGCACAAAAAUAAUUUCAUGAAAACUCAACUGAAAUUCUUAUUGGAGCACUUAAGCGAGCCAUACGAAUAAAUUGUUGUCAGCGGUCAAGGUAUUAUCCUCAGACGAUACAAUAUGUGUCUAAUGUGGAUCCUUGCAGUGAUCAGAAGCGAAAAUAUACAACUUGUAUCUGUUUUAUACUAAAUAUCGUUAAACGUAUUUACUCUAGUCAUCUACAAAGCUGCACAUAUUUAAGUACCUAAUUAAUAAUGCAUAAAUUGUGUGCAUGUAGUUAAUACUCAUAAUGUCAAUGAUUAUACUAGAUUACGAUAUAAUAUAUACAUGCGAUGUCUGUAUAUUGUUAAAUGAUAUCAUCUAAUAAUGGGCUAAUUUUAUUGAAGAAAACUAUAUCUGUCUCUAAAGUUUAAGCCUUCAGCCAUCGCUACAAUUGUAAUAAUCUCAAACCAAAUAUAUAAAGUUUGCAUUUCGCCCUAGAUCUGUAAAUAUCUUUCCACUAGAAGGUAAAAACGCUACCUCACUUUUAUCUUAACUUAUUAUAGCUUAUCUAAUACCUAAAUUGUUGUACCUUUACUUUCUAUGGGAAACAUUGGAGUUCAUUCCAAUAACAUGGCAAUUGAUUUAAGUUAUUUUUCCAGGCAAACAUUUUAGUUAUUUAAACGUGAAAUGAAAUAGAUGUUAAGACUGCAAAAUGCCAGUGUUUAGGAAACUAAUCAUAGUUUAGUAAGAGUAGUAUAAGACACAGAACUAGUCAAAUUUGUAAUUGAGCUAAUUACUUGCUCAAGCCUAUUCUCUAACGAAAUUCAAUAUUUGUAAAUGUGAAGCUUUCCGGCUUGAUAACGUUCCUGUAAUACCACCGUUAAUUUUAUAAGUUCCAUUGGAGUAAGAACAAAAUAAUGUUAUUUGGUCUGCAACAACUUCUCCAAAAUAAUAUCCGUACUCAAAUUAUGUUAGAAAAAGUUGUUGCAAUAGGAAUUAAUGUUCAAGAUAUUAUAAUGAAGUAUCUACCUGCAACAAGUGUAAGAACUAGACAAUAGUUUGAUAAACUUGUGAUAAAAUGACUGCUGAAGAUUGAUUCAGAAGUAAUCAAUCUUAAAAGAGCCAUAUCAUAUACGAAAUCUAGCGCUUGUAUGAUAUUGUAAACAUUAUAUUAAUUUAUUGACAAUGUAAAUUGCAUUUACUGUAAGUUAGAAUCUUAGGCUUUGUAAAUAUUGUUAUGAAGUUAUAUAAUUUAUAGGUAUUGUGAAGAAGACAGUGCAGAAAUAGGAAAUAAAUGUGGUAGAGUUGCUUAUGGACAGAGUAGAAUUGCACAUAAUAAUGAAAUGUUUCAUGUCUGUUACAGUUGUACACUAAAUAGUAAAUGUUUUGAUCUUGUAA
Pectinophora gossypiella (pink bollworm) is the source of this 6559-nucleotide messenger RNA. It is a transcript of the gene dtn, whose product is annotated as transmembrane protein 132E. Lineage: Eukaryota; Metazoa; Arthropoda; Insecta; Lepidoptera; Gelechiidae. The transcript has 20 exons. The record is from RefSeq and is a predicted model, not a curated record. Bases 420 to 4451 code for a protein of 1343 amino acids.